Molecule: messenger RNA, 267 nt
Organism: Penicillium vulpinum
Lineage: Eukaryota; Fungi; Ascomycota; Eurotiomycetes; Eurotiales; Aspergillaceae
Exons: 2
Coding region: 1-267 (88 amino acids)
Source: RefSeq, a predicted model, not a curated record
AUGUUGGACGUUGGUGUGCAAAACCCUGUCCUCGACAAGGUCAUCGGGUGUGCCACAACAACCCAGAUGCCCUAUAAGUGCAGGAUACCAAUGAUCCCAGUGUGCCAGAGGACACUCAUGUUGGUGAUACACAGAUGCAAAAGCCACAUGAUUGAAAGUGCAAUGUGCCAAGGGAAAGCUAUGAACUUAUGGACCAGGACCAGCACAGAGCUGCAUUACUCACCUGAUGGGUAUGAUGAAAGAGCACUGUGGAUUCAGAUGCUCUGA